AACUCGUAUACCAGGAAGCGUUUGUAGCGGCUGGCGGACGUUUUGCUGUUCCUGUUCGGUAGGACUAAGUCAAAAAGAUGGUUGGGAACAUUUUGUUUCGUUGUAUUUUGGGACCGAAGCUGUUCCGUACUUAUCGAGACCCCGAUCGGCACGGGUCUACAAGAGGCAGCCGGCAAGGACUACAGUACCAACCCAAUGGCCUGGAGAGGCAUGCGGACACCAUACUUGGCUUGGCUUCAGUGCUGUGGUCCUUUUCCUACUACACUUCACCUCUUAUUUUUCUCUACCUCUACAGGAAAGGAUAUUUGAUAACAUCAAAGUUGGUUCCUAUGACACAGUAUGCUGGAACCUUCCUGCUGGUGCUGGCUGGUGUGGCUUGUUUAAGAGGGCUAGGACGGUGGACCAAUCCCGAAUAUCUACAAUUCGUUGCUAUUCUAGAAGAAACUAAGAAAAACAAUUCCCUUGAAAAUAAGAGGAAACUGUCUUACUAUAACUUUGACUUUGGGAGCUGGCCAGUAGAUUUUCGCUGGGACGAGGUCAGUAGUGGCAAAGGGCAGAAGUAUUCCAAGGCUGGAGUGUCCCUUCUAAAACCUGAGCGCAAACACCGGGGUGCCACAGACAGUGUGCUGAGUACAAUCAAGAAACUGCCAUGCCAGAUCAUCGGCUACAUAUUUGCACAUACUUUUGGAAGGCGGAUGUUGUAUCCUGGUUCUGUAGCUCUUUUACAGAGGGCUGUCCAUCCCAUGCUGUUACAGGGUCAAGCACGCUUACAUGAAGAGUAUCAGGGAAAGCGUGCAAAGCUUUUGGCAUGUGAUGGGAAUGAAAUUGAUUCAGUAUUCGUGGAUAGAAGGAUGGCAUCUGAGAGGGGUAGGAAACUGGUAGUUUGCUGUGAAGGAAAUGCUGGUUUCUAUGAAGUUGGCUGCAUGUCAACACCCCUUGAAGCUGGGUAUUCAGUGCUGGGCUGGAACCACCCAGGCUUUGCUGGCAGCACGGGUGUUCCUUUCCCUCAAAAUGAAGCCAAUGCUAUAGAUGUGGUGAUGCAGUAUGCUCUUGAACACCUUGGAUUUAACAUUCAAGAUAUCAUUGUUUAUGCUUGGUCAAUUGGUGGCUUCACAGCUACAUGGGCAGCCAUGUCAUAUCCAGAGAUCCAUGCACUGAUUCUUGAUGCUUCAUUUGAUGACCUGGUCCCGCUUGCUUUGAAGGUCAUGCCAGAGAGUUGGAGAGGACUUGUGACCCGAACAGUGCGAGAAUACAUGAAUCUGAAUAAUGCCGAGCAGCUCUGCAAAUAUCAAGGACCAGUGUUACUUAUCCGGAGGGUCAAGGAUGAAGUCAUCACUACCACUGGCCCUGAAGACAUCAUGUCCAACAGAGGGAAUGAUCUUUUACUGCGCCUUCUUCAGUACAGGUAUCCAAAAGUAAUGUCUGAAGAAGGUGUGAGGGCAGUCCGUGAGUGGCUGGAAGCUAUCAGUGCCAUUGAAGAAGCCGCAGUGUACAGCAGCUAUGAAGUAGAUGAUGACUGGUGUAUAUCAGUUUUCCAGUCUUACCAGUCGGAACAUGGUAGCAGUUUUCCUUGGAGUGUAGGAGAUGACAUGACAUCAGAAGGAAGAAGGCAACUCGCACUUUUUUUGGCUCGGAAGUAUUUGCACAACUUUGACUCCACACACUGCACUCCACUACCAGCUCAGGAGUUCCAGAUGCCUUGGACUUUGUAGCAACAGGGAUGAAAGAAGAGACCAGAAAAAGAGAGAAUGAAAGCAGAUCUUGGCACUUGGCCAGAAUUAAAGAAGCUGCUGUGUUCUGGCAUAUUCGUUAUUUUGCUGGCAUGACCUUACUCUGCUGCCUUAAGCUGAAGGCAGUCUAUGGUGGCUGUAACAGUGAUCACAAUUCCUUGAGCUGAUAUUAAUUUAUGGGAAAGGUGUCUUGUAAAUAAAUGAAGCUGAUUUUAUUACCCAGUUUAA
Molecule: messenger RNA, 1958 nt
Organism: Protopterus annectens (West African lungfish)
Lineage: Eukaryota; Metazoa; Chordata; Ceratodontiformes; Protopteridae
Gene: ABHD16A
Product: abhydrolase domain containing 16A, phospholipase
Exons: 20
Coding region: 78-1712 (544 amino acids)
Biological process (GO): monoacylglycerol catabolic process; phosphatidylserine catabolic process
Cellular component (GO): endomembrane system
Molecular function (GO): monoacylglycerol lipase activity; glycerophospholipase activity
Source: RefSeq, a predicted model, not a curated record